This is a messenger RNA of Aphanomyces invadans, 2139 nucleotides long. RefSeq lists its product as hypothetical. The transcript is spliced from 8 exons. The record is from RefSeq and is a predicted model, not a curated record. NCBI's taxonomy places the organism in Eukaryota, Oomycota, Saprolegniomycetes, Saprolegniales, Verrucalvaceae. Gene Ontology annotation, molecular function: amino acid transmembrane transporter activity. Gene Ontology annotation, cellular component: membrane. Gene Ontology annotation, biological process: amino acid transport; transmembrane transport. Bases 57 to 2090 code for a protein of 677 amino acids.
GGUGGCUUCCCGCGUGCAACUCAUUCACGGUCGGAUCUCGCCACUCUACGCACGGCAUGAGUGAACUGGCGGCGCUGACCGCUGACAAGCCCGCGGCGUCUCGCUCAACGUACGGGUCGGACGAAGAGACCAGUCGCUCGUUGCAACACAUGCAACCGUGGGAGUUCCCAGGAUGGGGUCAAGUCACCAGUGUGUCCAUCCCUGACAGCAGUUUGGCCGAGAUCAACGCGGCGCUAAAAUCUCGCGAACACCCCAAGCUCGCGGAAUGGCCGGCAACCGCAAUUUGCGGUAACGAUAUCCUCUCUUCUUGUCUGUACGUGUCUGGCCUGGUCGCGGCCAAGGCUGGCAAGUUGGCCCCCGUCUGCCUUGCCCUCGUCGCAGGAAUCUUGUACCUGUACCGCUUCAUCUACGGCGAAGUCGUGAAUGCGAUUCCCAUGAACGGCGGGUCCUACAACGUUUUGCUCAACACGACCUCGAAACGCGUGGCGUCCGUCGCGGCAUCGCUUGCCAUUCUGUCGUACAUUGCAACGGGCGUCGUGUCCGGCACGUCCGCGUGUACCUACCUGGCGUCGACGUUCCCGGGGAUCCCUGUCGUCGGAGCGACCGUCGGGCUUCUCUUCUUCUUUGCCGCGCUCACGUGCUUGGGCAUUUCCGAGAGCGCAGUGGUCGCGCUCGUCAUCUUUGUCGUGCAUACGCUGACGCUCGCCACGCUGUGCGGUCUGUCCGUCUGGUUCAUCGUGCACAACCGCGGCCAGCUCCUAUAUGCCAACUUGUUCGAGACGGCAUAUCCUUCCAUCAAUCUUGCCGGGACAUGGAUCGACGGAGACGUGUUCUCCGCGCUCUUCUUUGGCACGUCGACCGCAAUGCUCGGGAUCUCGGGCUUCGAGUCGUCGUCGCAGUUUGUCCAGGAACAAGCGCCGGGGGUCUUCCCCAAGACUCUCCGGAAUAUGUGGUGGGGCGUCGCCGUAUUCAACCCGCUCCUGUCCUUCCUGUCCCUCGGGGUCAUGCCGCUCUCAACCAUGAACAUGUUCAAAAAUACCGUGCUGUCCAAGAUGGCCCUUGUCGUCGGCGGCCAGACUUUUGAGACCCUCGUCACUCUUGACGCGUUCAUCGUGCUCUCUGGCGCCGUCCUCACAGCCUACGUCGGCAUCAACGGUUUGAUCCGGCGACUCGCCAGCGACCGCGUCGUGCCUCCCUUCCUUCUCCACGAAAACGCAUGGCGCCAUACCAACCAUUGGAUUCUGUGGGGGUACUUUGGCGUCGCCACGUCGCUCGUCCUCGUCCUCCGCGGGGACGUCGAGACGCUUAGCGGCGUGUACACGUACGCGUUCCUGGGGCUCAUGACGCUGUUUGGCACGGGGUGCAUGCUGCUCAAGUACAAGCGGGCGGCGCUCCCUCGCGACGUGAUCGCACCAUGGUCGGCUUGUCUGACAGGCGUGAUGCUGGUCGUCGCCGCGUUCUUUGGCAACCUCAUGGGUGACCCGACUGUGCUCACGUACUUUGCGCUCUACUUUUCGCUCGUCCUUGUCGUUGUGCUCGUGAUGCUCGAGCGACUGUUUCUCCUGCGUUUGGUCAUGUACGCCCUCAAGCGCGUGUGUCCAUCGCGCCAUUCCAAGAACGACGACGGCGCCGGCACCGGCGCGAUGGGCGGCCGCACGAUUGUGAGGGCCAUGCGCGAGAUUGCCAGCACGAAUCCGACCGUGUUCUUUGCCAAGCACGCCGACUUGCCGCUCCUGAAUAAGGCGAUCCUGUACGCCCGCUCGAACGAACAAACGAGCCAUUUGGUUGUGGUGCACGUGUCCGCCGCCAACCGGCCGGCCGUGGACGCCCUCAACGACGACGGCCUCGAGAGCACACUCGAUAUCCAAACGUUUUCUGAAAACGUCGCGCUCCUCGAUCGCAUCUACCCCAAGCUCAAAAUCGACUUUGUCCAUGUUGCGAUAAACUCGGGGUCGUUUGGCCCGGCUGCGAUCGAGUGGGUGUCGACCAAGUAUGGCAUCCCCAAGAACAUGAUGUUCGUCAAACAACCCAGUGCCGCAUUUCCCCACUCGAUCGCGGCCCUCGGUGGCGUCCGCAUCAUCACUGGAUAACAUAUCUCUGAUAAGCGACCCGUUCCUGACUUUUGAUCGGGAGGCAUUC